AUGCGCCCAGCCAUGCACCCAGAUGCCACCGCAGGACCCUUUCACUGCUGGGCAAAGCUGUUGGCUCCUCAGGACAACCUCUGGAGUGACCAGAGCCUGGAAACAGACCCUGACCUCCCCCCAAGCUGGAGGAAAAUCUGUGACUCUUUGGGUACCUAUUACUGGCAUGUGCCGACAGGCACAACACAGUGGCAGCACCCUGCACGCACCACUGGCCCAGGAGGGCACACGGAGGCUGAUGGAGAGGAAACACUCCAGGGAAGGGAAUGCCAGGGCCCUGCAGCGAAGCACUCGGCAAAGGACCGGCCCAUUCCCAGCCCCAUGGCUUCGCUGUCCCGGAGGCACUCGCUGUCCUGGCAUGGAGAUGACUUCCAGCACAGCGCAGAGCCCGGCUCCAAGUGCUUUGCUGUGCGCUCUCUGGGCUGGGUGGAGAUCCCCGAGGAGGACCUGGCACCUGGCAAGAGCAGCAUCGCUGUCAACAACUGCAUCCAGCAGCUCUCCAACAGCAAGGGCCAGGGCUCUGCAGAGAACCAGGGUGAGGGCCAGGACCUAGUGAUGAUUCUGAAGAAGGACACCAUGAGCCUGGUGGACCCCCUCGACCGCAGCCUCAUCCACCGCCAGCCCAUCCUCAACAUCCGUGUCUGGGGUGUUGGCUGCAACAAUGGCAGGGACAGAGACUUCGCCUUUGUGGCCAGUGACAAGGACACUUGCGUCCUCAAGUGUCACGUCUUCCACUGCAAUGUGCCUGCCAAGGGCAUCGCCAAGGCUCUGCAUGAGAUGUGCUCCAAGAUCGUGGCCGAGCGAGCUGUAGCGAACAGCAGGCUUCCCCGCGCUGCCACGCUGGAGCCCAUCUCCGCCGAGGACCUACCACUGCAAGUGGAUAUCCUAGAAGCGGUGAGGCAGUCGAUGCAGACCUACGAGGCGCUGUACAUCGGCAGCCUGCCCGUGCCCAGGGCCAUGGGUAAGCGCCGCUGCUCCCCCGCUGCUGGGGGACGCCCAGGAAGCCUCCCCGUGCCGUGGAGCGGGAUGGAUGUGUUGAAUGAGGCCAUCGAGAAGCUGACGAGGCGCCCUGGACGGGAGAACUGGACGCCCUCCGUGAUUUACGUGUCCGACACGGCCAUGAGGGUGCACCCGGCGCAGGUGGGGAGGGGACAGGGGGCUGUGGCCGGAGCGGGCACGGCGCUGCCCCCGGCAGAGCGGACCCGGGGGGCGGCAGGGCUGCUCGGACGGCGGCCAGGGGUGGAUGGGCCCGCGGGGUCCCCGCAGGAGCCCGAGGAGGCGGCGCACAUCUGGGAGUGCCAGGUGCGGUACGUGACCUUCCUGGGGGUGGGUCGGGACGCGCACACCUUCGCGCUCAUCGUGGACACGGGGCGACGCUUCCAGUGCGCGGCCUUCUGGUGCGAGCCCGACGCCGGCACCAUCUCGGAGGCAGUGCAGGCCGCCUGCAUGGUGAGUACCGGCGGCACCGCGGCUGGGGACGCCCAGCCCUGGGGAGGACGGGAUGAGGCCGGUGCCGUGCCCCCCGCGCUGCCUCUCGUGUCCCCGCAGGUGCAGUACCAGAAGUGCCUCGUGGCCGCCGCACCGGGGGCGAAGGCGAAGAGCGGGGCUGGCCGGGGCCGGGCCGGGCCGGCGGCCGCGGGGGACGCUGCCCGCGGGGCGGCCAAGGCGGGGGGGGGCGGCGGCGGGGCUGGGGCCGGGGCCCGCAAGCGGGGACUCUUCUCCUUCCUGGAGGUGUUCCGCCUGCGGCGGGCCCUCCUGCACAGCCCGUAGCGGGC
Messenger RNA from Poecile atricapillus (Black-capped chickadee), 1775 nucleotides. RefSeq names its product amyloid beta precursor protein binding family B member 3 (gene APBB3). NCBI's taxonomy places the organism in Eukaryota, Metazoa, Chordata, Aves, Passeriformes, Paridae. Gene Ontology annotation, biological process: regulation of DNA-templated transcription. Gene Ontology annotation, molecular function: amyloid-beta binding; transcription factor binding. The record is from RefSeq and is a predicted model, not a curated record. Gene Ontology annotation, cellular component: nucleus; cytoplasm.